UUUCAUUGAACUAGUACACAUUGUUAGGGGCCAGCCGAAGCCCGCCUCCGGGUGCGGGAUUUUCUCACUGUGUUGAAGACCCAUUGGUGGUCGGGUUGUUGUCAUUUUGGCACAUUCCCCAUUUCCAUUCUCAAUUUUAUAUUUGGAAGCGGAAUGAGAAUAGUUACAACGCCAUAUUGCUGCUAUCAGUUGGCUCAUGGAUUUUGUAAAACAUAUUGCAUUCCUUUGACAGAGGAAGACUGUGAACGAUACUUAUGAGCCACAGUUUCAAAUAACUUCCAUCAUGAUCGUAAUAUUUCACAUGUGGUGAAAAUAAAACAGGAUCAUCGACAACGUUUAGCCAGAGAUAUAGAUGUGUCUCUGGAUUAGCGGAUCUUUUAAAGAGAAGCACUUGGUUUGGACAUAACAGAUGACCAGAUUAAGGAUAUGGAAGAAAAUAUUCACUGUAUUGAUUUUGAAAGAGCUGCUUUUGAGGAGAAACGAGUACGGCAUGAUGUGAUGGCACAUGUACACACAUUUGCAAAAGCCUGUCCUAGAGCAUCAGGCAUUAUACAUCUUGGUGCUACAUCAGCAUUUGUUGGAGAUAACACAGACUUAAUAGUCAUGAGAGAUGGAUUUGAUAUUCUUCUACCAAAGUUAGCCAGAUGUAUACAGAGUUUAUCAAGCUUUGCUCGCAAGUAUAAAGAUCUUCCUUGUCUAUCAUAUACACAUUUACAACCAGCACAGUUGUCAACAGUUGGUAAGAGAGCCUGUAUUUGGAUUCAAGAUCUGCUAAUGGAUCUUAAAAAUUUGGAAACCGCCAGAGAUAAUUUACGUUUUCGUGGUGUUAAGGGUACAACAGGGACCCAGGCAAGCUUUCUACAGUUGUUUGAAGGAGAUGAUGAUAAGGUUGAAGAAUUAGAUAAACUAGUCACAGAGAUGGCAGGGUUUCAGAAAUAUUUCCUUAUAUGUGGACAGACAUAUAGUCGAAAAGUUGAUGUAGAUUGUUUAGCUGCUCUAGCUAGUCUAGGAUCAUCUGUCCAUAAGAUAUGUACAGAUAUACGAUUGCUGGCUAAUUUUAAAGAGAUGGAAGAACCAUUUGAAAAGGAUCAAAUAGGAUCCAGUGCUAUGCCAUACAAAAGAAAUCCAAUGAGAAGUGAGAGAUGCUGUUCCUUAGCUAGACAUAUAAUGUGUUUAGUCCAAGAUCCAUUAAUGACACACUCCACACAAUGGAUGGAGAGAACAUUAGAUGAUAGUGCUAAUAGGAGAAUAUGUUUAGCUGAGGCUUUUCUCACAGCUGAUAUAUUAAUGGGAACACUACAUAAUAUAUCAGAUGGACUUGUGGUAUAUCCUAAGGUAAUAGAGAGAAGAGUUAACCAAGAGCUUCCUUUUAUGGCAACAGAAAACAUAAUUAUGGCCAUGGUCAAAGCUGGAGGUGACAGACAGGAGUGUCAUGAACAAAUUCGUGUGUUAUCUCAGGAAGCAGGAAAUGUAGUCAAACGAGAAGGGAAGGAUAAUGACCUAGUGGAAAGAAUACGCAGGACAAAUUAUUUUAAACCAAUACAUCAAAUCCUUGAUACACUGUUGGAUGCAUCAACUUUCAUUGGUAGAGCACCAAAACAGGUAGAACAAUUUCUGGAUAAAGAAGCAGAUCCCCUAAUUGAAAAAUAUUCUGAGAAAAUGAAGGCACUUGGGACGUCAGAUCUGAAUUUAUGAUAUAGGAAAGGCCAUUGAAUAAAAUGGUCAAAUAGGCUUUUCCCACUUUUAAUUUAUAUAUACCUUGUUAUCCCCAUGGCCAGAGGAAGUAGCAGAGAAAAUGUACCAUUUAAUUCUCUCGUUACUCUGUUUGUAUGUUUAGCCAACCUCUAUCAGGGCUACAUUUUGCAUAUAGCAAAUUUAGACCAUAAAGCUAUUUUGAGCUUUGUUGUGAUGAUGUGGAACUUGGCUUAUAAUUGGUUAGCCAGGCAUCACCUAUUUGGAUUAUGGACAAAAUCUUUAGAGCCAUAAGGAAUAUCUUUACCAAGAUUAAUGAUAAUGAUAAUGCUUGAUUAAGACCCUUGUGAAGAAGAAAACCCUAAUUAUUUUUUGGGUCAAUAGGUCAAGGUCAAAUUCACAGUUAUUGAAGGACUAAAAAUUUAUUAAUUUUUUUUAUUUUUUUUUUAUUUAUUUUUUUUUAUGGGGAUAAGUUUUUUGGUUUCUAAAAGUUAUCUUUUGAACCAUAUGUCCAACUUUUACCAAACUUGGUUGUUAAUGAAUGCCCCAUGAGAUAAGCAGCGUCUUUAUUGAUUACAGGGUCUAUAGGUCAAAAGGUCAGGAUCACAGCAGCCUUUGAUAGACUGAUACUUGGAGUAAAUUUUUGGAUUUGGAUGUUAUCUUUUGAAUAUAUGUUUUACCAAACCUGGUUUUUAAUGCCUAAUGGCAUUAAGAAUAUCCCUAUUAAUUUUUGGGUAAAAUAGGUCAAGGGACAAGGUCAAUGCAGCUUUUGAACCAUAUGUCCAACCUUUAUCAAACUUGUUUUGAUAAUGCCCCAUUGGUUGACCUAUCUUAUAUUUGAGUAAUCCCUAAGAAAUAUUCUAAUGGUCCAUUUAUUAACAAUUGUACCCCAUGUAGGGUUUUCAAAAGAUUGUUCAGAAGUGAUUUUGUUUAGAAUUUUAGGCAAGGGUCUAUGGACCAGGGAAGGCCUCCUAGCAGGUUGAAUGAGAGGUUUCUGUCUGUGGACUGGCAUAAUUGGGGAAUUUAAGUACCUCUUUUCUGAUUUGAUUGGCUUCUGUAUGCUUAUAUAACCUGUUGAUAUGUUUAUAAUUUUUUCUAAAUAAAUUAUUUUCAUGCUGAA
This is a messenger RNA of Mytilus californianus (California mussel), 2812 nucleotides long. Its product is annotated as adenylosuccinate lyase-like. Bases 427 to 1695 code for a protein of 422 amino acids. Lineage: Eukaryota; Metazoa; Mollusca; Bivalvia; Mytilida; Mytilidae. Gene Ontology annotation, molecular function: (S)-2-(5-amino-1-(5-phospho-D-ribosyl)imidazole-4-carboxamido) succinate lyase (fumarate-forming) activity; N6-(1,2-dicarboxyethyl)AMP AMP-lyase (fumarate-forming) activity. Gene Ontology annotation, cellular component: cytosol. Gene Ontology annotation, biological process: 'de novo' AMP biosynthetic process. The record is from RefSeq and is a predicted model, not a curated record. The transcript is spliced from 13 exons.